This is a messenger RNA of Tilletiopsis washingtonensis, 597 nucleotides long. RefSeq lists its product as hypothetical. The coding region runs from base 1 to 597 and encodes 198 amino acids. The record is from RefSeq and is a predicted model, not a curated record. The transcript is spliced from 5 exons. Lineage: Eukaryota; Fungi; Basidiomycota; Exobasidiomycetes; Entylomatales.
AUGCACUUCUCGCGCCUCGCCCUCUUCCUCGCCGCGCUGGCGCCCGCCGCCUUUGCGCAGUCGUCGCUGCGUCUCGAGGUGCCGUCGACGGGCAUCGUGUGCCAGCCUGCUGCGCUUCGCUGGAGCGGCACCACCGGCACCGUCUACAUCCGCGCCAUCAUCGGCGAGGGCGAGGGCGUGGUGAGCACCACCGACGCAAGCAUGAACAUGGCCGUCACGACGCAGGAGAAUGCCGCCAGCUCGGGCAGCUAUGCUUGGACCGUCGCGCUUGCCCCGGGCACCAAGGUGACCUUCUCCAUCGCCGACUCGACGGGCCAGACCAACUACAGCUCCGCCAUGACCAUCACGGGCGACAACACCUGCAACGCGCCCGCCAACUUCUCCGGCGCCGCUGCCUCCUCUUCGGGCGGCAGCAGCACGGCCGCCGCCUCGGGUGCCUCGUCGUCGAGCCGCGCGUCGAGCAGCUCGGGCUCGGCCGCCGCCGCCGCCACCACCACGACGCGCCCCUCGGGCGCCAUGGGUGCCGCGCCCGCACUCGGCCCGCUGGCGCUCAGCGCCGGCGCCGCCGUUGUUGGUGCCGUCCUCUACCUCGCCUAA